Molecule: messenger RNA, 1062 nt
Organism: Panicum virgatum (switchgrass)
Lineage: Eukaryota; Viridiplantae; Streptophyta; Magnoliopsida; Poales; Poaceae
Exons: 3
Coding region: 1-687 (228 amino acids)
Source: RefSeq, a predicted model, not a curated record
AUGGCGAAUGCCAUCAUCAGGGUAGUCAAGUCCGUGGUCAAGUCCGCCGAGGAGUGGAGGCGCCAGGCGCACAUCCUGAUCCCCGACGAUCCCAUCUCCGUCACAGAGGCUUGGGACAUGAUCACCCGAGUCCUCACUGGUGGUCGGGCGUCGGACGCGACGAGGGGGAGCCCGCGCAGGAUCGCAGCUGUACUUCUUCUGGAUGACUUCCUGUUCGAGCUGGAGAAGCGCCGUGCAGCUUUCUGGUGGAGGAGGCUUGCAGUCGCGGGCGGCGUCUCCGUCGUCAUCAUGACCUGGGGUGUGGGUGUGUUCGCCCUUGGGGAUGACGGAGAGGAGGAUCUCCCCCUUCCUCCAGCUGGGCUUGCCAUGGUGGAGAUGCUGGCGGCACUACCACAAGCCAUCCCCGCCGCCGCCUUCCAGCAGAUCAUCCUGUGGGGCCGCACCAACCUCAGGGCGGUCCUUCCUCCGCCGUCCCUCCCAGGUCUCCUCCUGCUCCCGUACAUGGACUACGUCCCCGCCGCCCCACGCCCCGCUCCCGCUGACUUGGCUGCCCCCACCCAUCCGCUCGUGCUCUGGGGCCUCGUCGCGGGGUUGGAUCUGCGCUCCCUGCCGCGUCUCGCUCCGCCGCCGCCCUCCGCUCCCAUCUGCUCACCUGAUAUGGCGCCCGGAGCAGCCACAGCACACUGACGGCUUCCCCGUCGGUAGGUGUUCGGCAAGCAGAAGGUCGAGCCCGUGGUCAAGGAUGAGACUCAGGAGGGGGCCAAGCCGGCAGCAGUUGAGUCUCGCUGAAGGGGCCGGUCGUCUUUUUUGGGGAAACAGCCAAUGUAAUAAAUGAUCUUGGGCAUGUUCUACGGUGGCGAAAACUUGGGACUUUUUUGGUCUCGUCAGAAACUAGUAUCGUAUUAUAUCUUGCUAGCUGUUCGAAGUAGUGGUGUGAGCAUCAUCGAUCCAGUAACUCGUCAUGAAUACAAUGUGUUUCUGCAUCUUCUUAGAAUGUGAACCUUAAUCUGCCUGAAAUGGAAUGGUUAAUGAGGCCAUUUGAGAUGGUUUGCCAUUGUUGCU